Messenger RNA from Cotesia congregata, 1059 nucleotides. Lineage: Eukaryota; Metazoa; Arthropoda; Insecta; Hymenoptera; Braconidae. The record is from the annotation of a GenBank genome assembly.
AUGUUUCAAAAACUUAUCCAAACGGACGAAUUAAUCGAUCGGAAAAUGAUGAAACCGGUCUCGAAAAAUAUUUUACUAAUCAGAAAUAAUAGUGAAGUAAAUAAAAUAAAUAGCACAAGUGAAGAUGACCGUGAGUUUAUCGUUAAAUAUCAAGGAAAAACUUAUGAGAUAAGUAAUUUUUUGAAAUAUCAUCCGGGCGGCCGUCAAACACUGAAAGCGUAUAAAGGAUUGGCGGUGGAUAAUAUUUUUAAUGAUGUUAAACAUUCCGAGGCAGCAUUUCAUUUGUUUAAUGAAUUCCAAAUUGAUAAUGAAAGAGCUUACGAAGAUAUAGAGAAUUUAGUUGACUGGAAUGCUCCACUGUUGAGUCAAGUUGGGUUGUUGUUAAAUAAAUAUUGGGAGUGGGUUAAUUUACCCGUGAACCGUCGGAUACGUCUUUUUGAAUCAGAUUGUUUGGAAAUGCUUACAAUCACACCCUGGUACGCAGUACCGCUUGUUUGGAUACCGAUUUCAAUUUAUUUUCUGUAUCUCGGAUUGCUGAAAAACAUUUCAGGGCCACUUCAUUAUUCGAUAUUCUUCAAGAUACUUGCAUUAUUUUUGGGCGUAUUACUGUGGACACUAAUUGAAUACACGCUUCACAGAGGAAUUUUUCAUUUAAAACCACCAGCGAAUUCAAAACUUCUCAUUUCAUUACAUUUUAUUCUUCAUGGAAUUCAUCAUAAAGCUCCAUUCGAUGAUCGACGGCUAGUAUUUCCACCAGCAGCCGGUAUUUUAGUAGCAUGUGCCGUCUACCAAGUAUACAAAAUUAUUAUUCCUUCAACGAUAAUCGAUCUCGUCACUGCCGGAACUAUGAUAGGGUAUUUGUGUUAUGAUCUCAUACACUAUUAUUUACACUACGGAACGCCAAGUUCGCAGAGUUAUUUAUACGAAAUGAAGCGAUACCACAACCAUCAUCAUUUUUCACACCAUGAAUCAGGUUUUGGUAUAAGCAGCAAAUUAUGGGAUUAUUUUUUCAAAACGCUGAUAAUUUUAAGGCAAUUGAAAAAGGCCAUUAUUUGGUAA